Molecule: messenger RNA, 441 nt
Organism: Cooperia oncophora
Lineage: Eukaryota; Metazoa; Nematoda; Chromadorea; Rhabditida; Trichostrongylidae
Source: the annotation of a GenBank genome assembly
AUGCUCUACAACUUUCAGUGUCGUCGUACUCGCUAUGUGCUGUCGGCGAUGACCCCAGGAAUUCGAGACAGUUGGAUCACGGCUCUUCAACAGAAUAGGCACAAUCCAUCUCCUACGUACGCCGAGACGUGCGCUUCAAACGACACAGUGAGUAUGGCGGAUAGUUCAGACAUCCUUGGCAUGCCCCUGCGCAAGAAGCACAUCGCCUAUGUGGCUCCAGAAUCUCAUCAUUCAAACUCGUUAAUGGACGGUGACUCGUCCACAGAGGAUGAGUUGAGCGCGAUGCAACGAGGUCGCCAUCGCCGAAGUCGCUCGAGUCGCGGCGGUUCGCGAUCGUCCGUUGAUGUGUCGCGACGUGAUCGCGGCAGUUUGUCGCCAUCAGUACGUCGUUCUCCUCUUGCUAUCGUCAAGGAUCGCAAUCACGAUAUACGACAGCGGUAA